Spodoptera exigua (beet armyworm) is the source of this 585-nucleotide messenger RNA. The record is from the annotation of a GenBank genome assembly. Lineage: Eukaryota; Metazoa; Arthropoda; Insecta; Lepidoptera; Noctuidae.
AUUUUCUCUUUACCUUCAUAGAAUCAUCAUGAAACUGGUCAUCAUCUUGGCGUUAGUGGCGAUAGCUCUGGCCCGUCCUGACGACGGUUUCUAUGACAAGAAAUACGACAAUUUCAAUGCUGAUGAGCUCAUUGAAAACGAUCGUUUAUUGAAAUCGUACGCCCACUGCUUCCUCGAAGACGGCAAGUGCACUCCCGAAGGAAACGAUUUUAAGAAAUGGAUCCCUGAAGCUACAACAACAUCUUGUGGUAAGUGCACAGAUAAACAAAAGGUUCUCGUUGCGAAGACUAUAAAAGCAAUCAAGGAGAAACUACCAGCAGAAUAUGAAGCUCUGGUGAAGAAACACGACCCUGAGCACAAGCAUCAUGACGACCUUAACAAAUUCUUGGAAAAAUACGCUCCUUAGAUUCUUCAAAGAAGUACAAAAGAAGAUAUAACUCAUAACUGUUUGGUAAAAUUAGACUGAGUCGUAAGUGAUUUGCAAUAAAAUUUAAUGGCCAUAAAGAGUAGUACAUCUACGUACUUUUCUCUGUAAUCUCGUUUUUAGGAUGAAUAAAUUUGCAGCAUUUGAAAUAAUAUUAUAAG